Molecule: messenger RNA, 8312 nt
Organism: Aspergillus japonicus CBS 114.51
Lineage: Eukaryota; Fungi; Ascomycota; Eurotiomycetes; Eurotiales; Aspergillaceae
Product: putative ubiquitin C-terminal hydrolase
Exons: 7
Coding region: 351-7910 (2519 amino acids)
Biological process (GO): protein deubiquitination
Cellular component (GO): cytosol; nucleus
Molecular function (GO): cysteine-type endopeptidase activity; cysteine-type deubiquitinase activity
Source: RefSeq, a predicted model, not a curated record
UUCUUCGAAAAGAAAAAGCAGUCGCCCGUUCCUUUGUGGCUUGAAUGGGUAAACUGAAUCAGCUACUUAACUGAUAGCUGCCUGCUUUCCAUCCUCCCUCCGAUUCAAAGAACAAAGUUGGUUCCUCGUUUUAUUCCGCUUCUCUAAUCUGCACCAACUAAGCUCAAUCUUACCUUACUUCCCUAUCCACUUCCUUCAGUGCUCAUAUUCUACGGAGUCUCUUCAACCAUACCAUAAUCUUAUCAGCUUCCUCAUCUUUCCUCGCAACCUCUCGAUCGUCUUUACUACACUACCUCCCACCCCCACCUUACUUUACCUUUCCCCCCUUUCACCAAGCUAAGAAAAAUGCUAUGGCAGCUGCCCCGCUAGAGACCUCUAGCACCCCGCCCGACACUACCCCAGCCGAUACGACGCGUUCCUUUGGUGAUUCCAUGGAAGAUAACGACCCUCAAUCUACGCGAAAACGUCCCCGUCUUGACAGUGGAAGUGGAGCAUGUGAUUCCUGGUCCAUUUCCAACGACACUUCCGUAUCUCAAGGUCCCAACCACAUCACCGAUGCUCCUGCCAUUUUGGGCGAGGAAGCUUCCCCGUCGUCUCGUUCGGCCAGUCGAGUGACCAUUAACGUGAAGUCCCCGAUUUCCGAAACCAUGGCUUCUGCUCCUAGCGAUUCGCCGACAAAACAGGCCGGUCCCAGCCAGCCAACUGCUCUUUCCGAUGGGGCCGGUGUCGAAGCUCCCGCCGCAAUAUCCCUGUCGUCUUCGCCUGCGCAGAGUCCGGAAAUCGAGGUGGCAGAUCUGGAAGAUAUGGACCAGGAUCCCAAUACGUCGAGUUGGAAGCCGCUAGGGGAGGCACUGCGGGAACCGGCAACCCCGGAGCUUGUACAGCUUCACGACCAUCUGUCUUUGAUAGACACAUUUCCGAAGCUUCGUCCGGGAACGGAGUCGCGCGAGAGCAUGGAAGAAAUCAGUGUUGCCCUGGAGAAAGGCUCGGACCUCGAUACCACAAUCUUCAACGCUGUGAAAACGUGGCUAGACGAUGUGGUGAACAACCUCAAUUCGUUAACAUAUGCAGUCUUGGUAGAGGACCGCGACGCUUGGGAAGAGGUACCAAGCAUGAUGAAUGGCUUGUUACGCCGGAUUCAGGUGCUCGUACCGGAGCAAGGCGAGGCCCUGUGGGCUUGCUUGGAAGAAUUCAUCCUCAGCUAUGCCCAGCUGGCCCUCCACAUUGUUCGUCUCGAUACCUUGCUUCUGGACCGGGCGGUCAAGGACCCGAAUCUGCAGCCAUCAGAACUGUUGUCCAAAGGUUAUUUGCCGUCGCUAGGAUGGAUACUGCAGAUCAAUCUUAUCCCUUUCUUCCGUGCUAUGGAGAAAUCCUUUGGCAUUGAAGUCCCUAAUAUGAUCACACGUAUCAACGAUAAACUCGCCUCGCCUCCAUAUGACAUCGUUAAGCGACUGUCCGAGUUCGCGGCUUGCCUCACGAGCUUGGUAACUCAGUGGCCAUACUUGUCACAGGCCUUGAUCUUAGUCCUCGACAUCGUGAAUAACCUAGUAGAGUCGGGCGUCGAGCGACGCAAGUACGGUGUUGACGAAGAACUUCUCAAUUCUCCCGUCUACAGCCGUACCCUCAAGGCGCUCUACCCCUUGGUUCGAGCUUUUGACGACAAGUAUCAAUUUCACAUCACCAAGAAGUCUUCGUGGUUGUCCAGCGAAAUCAGCGAACCAAUGCUUCGCGCUGUCUCCCACACAUAUCUUAACUUCUGCCUUUGGAGCCGAGAAUGGUCGGACCAGAUUGCGGAUGAUCUCUCCAUCCAGAUUCCUGCUGACAUCCCACCUGAUAUCUCACUUGAAGCUCGGGCUUUCGUUGUCUAUUAUGGUUGGAAAUUCGCUGUGCUGAAGAAGCAUAUCAUGGACGGGCGGAUGGAACUCAGAGUGCACGGCAUGGAGACGAUGCAGCUCGAUCUUGUCACUGUCUAUCGGCAGUAUAUUCAGCCAAGCCCCGAUGGUAUCGAUCACCCAGUUGUUCAAUACCUGGUGGACUUCCUGAAGCGGAAUCGUAUGGUGGAAUAUAUUGUUGGCAUCGAUUCGCACCCGCAGCUGAUCAGCCGAAGUGGGAACGUCGUCGGAUUUUUGGUGGUCACGUCCACGUAUACCGACGCUGAUACCGACACGAUAUGGAGGACGGUAACGGAGAGCCCGGAUUCACGAGCGGUGUCCGAAAUCUUGGGAAUGUUGUCCAGAACUUUUCAUAUGCACGUAUCUACGUCGCCUACAUUGCUUUACCUUUGCUCUAAGCUGUUGGAACUCCCGUUGGCUCGCUUCGAUGCGCGAAUGAUCGAAUUCUGUGAACAGUUGCUCUACCAUAUGCGCGAGAAACACAGUGAACGGCAUCGCCACGAGCUCCUAGGACAUGUGGACGCUAUUCCGCUACGUCUUUGUGUGCGCCUCAUUCGGGAGAGCGCUGCUACUGACGAGCUGUCCGUGGACCACAAGGCCCAGCUCCAAAAGUUUGCGGCCCACCAACUCAGUGCUUUUAUGGAUAUUGGUCUGAGUGAGUCCGACAAAAUGGAAACCUACGAGCUUUGCGUCCAAGACUUAGCCGAGAUGAACGAAUUUACAGCUGGCAGUAUUCAGGCCUUGAAUGCUCUUCUCGCGAAUAAUGACACUCAAAGCGUCCGCAAGCUCGCCGAGGAUUUCGAUUUGACGCGCUUGGUGAUAAUCGAGCUUACGAAAGCAGUGGCCAACCAACAAAUCGAUAUCGAAGAUACUUUCUCUUGGAAUGGGUUUCUUUCGCGCAUACACCUACUGGCUCGCAUCAUCGAUAGUGUCCCUGAGUUUAUAACAGCAGAUCUGAGCGAUAUCCUGUGGCGUGAGGUCAUGAUGUCAAAGUCGCUCGUGCAGCAGGGCAGACGAGUCCUCUGGGACAGGCUCUGUGCUCUAACACGAUGUGCCGCACAAGCGAACCCUUUCAUCGAGCGAUGCCUCUCCGAGUAUCUGCCAAAGCUUUCGCCUGAUGAGGACUAUUCGCCGGAGGUCCUUUACUUCGCAAAACAUGCAGUCAACUAUGAGAUUCGCUUCCAUCCUCCUCCAGUUGCUGGCGAGAAUGAAGUCGUGACCAUUCCAGGUAUGGAGCGAAUCUGGAACAUGAUUUUGACUGCACCACCUGGUACCAUUGAAACAGACGCAACUAGCUACGCCAUUGAAGUGUACCUUGAUCAUAGCGUGAUCAAUCGCUCCCCUCGCUCUGCAGUUGAAGCAACUCAUAUUGCGCUGGUCGAUCGCUGCGUCGAACAGCUCAAAACAGCUGCUUCUAAUCUGCGCCCUGCACUUGCACACAGUGACCGGCCCACGGGCACCGCAUCUGAGUCUAGUGUCCACCCGGAAGAGCUAAGAUUCAGUCGUUCCUUGCUUUUCCUGCGCCAAUUCCUUCAGGGUUUGAGAAGCCGCCCUCAGUAUAGCCCUCCUCAGAACUCAGCAUCCCUCGAUCUGCCAACUAAAGUCAUCAAUGGUGAAUUGAUCAAUAUUCGCUAUCAAGCUUUCAACGGUGGUACCCAAACCAAGGUAAACUCAUUGCAGAUUGGGGAUCUAUCAACCGCUGCGGAGCUCGUUGAAACUCUAGUCCGUGUGACAGGUUUCAGCAAGCUGAACACUAUAUUUGGAGGCCAGCGGGUUGAUCUUUCUGAGAAGCCCGACAUCACCUUGCGGGAUUUGAAGCUUGGAACUGGCCUCCUGAUCGUUCGUCGGGAUCCAGAAAGUCGAGAAGUAGCACUUACUGGACGACGCCAGUCUUUGACUUCGGUAGAUUCUGAAGUGCUCAAGCAUUUCGAUGAUCUCUAUGAUCUUCUGGGUAUAGAGGAACAUCUAGCACGAGAAAUUUAUGACUUCCUUACCGUGUUUCCGCCGCAGGAGAGAGUUUUACAGCUGGUGAAGUCCAUUGAGAAGACUGAAGACGACAUGUUUCCUAUGGACAAACCCUACUACUUUUUAUACUCGGUCCAUGCGCUUUCUGUAUGUCUUCGCGAGGAGGCUUUGGAGUCAUCCCCGAAUCAAAGCUAUGUGUCUCAUAGCAUCAAAGUCCUCAUUUCCGCAUUGACACGUCCUGCUAUGUCCGUUGCUUUGGAAGAAAGUGCUACAAAGCUGAUGUUUGCCACGCAUCUCGUCGAAUGCCUACUCUACGCUCUCUUAGUGCAACCGGCUCGUGUUUCUGAUACACCAUUGGAUACACCAUUGAUCUCAGAUCCAUCAGCGUUAUCCCGGAAACUUCUUGAGUGCAUAGACGUUGCGCGAAGAUUGCCAUGCUUUCAAAUUCCAGAACCUAGUGUCUUCAAGCUAAUAUGCCACUCCUUCGCCAUCAUCACUGAAGGUUCUGUACGUGACCUCAACUUCUGGAGCGCAGUCAAACAGUGCACAGGGUUCGACACGCUUCUGGUGUCGCUCUUGUUGGACGAACCUCGUCAGCCCAUUCGGAAGGGCAUUGCAGAGAAUAUAGCUGUUGUCUGUAGUCCUUCAUCGCUGCUGAAGAAGCAGGCCAGGCCUGCACGCACAGAAAGUGAAGAGGCGAAUGUCGCUUCAGACUUUGGGAAUCCUAUCCGUGUGGACAUCUUAGCUACGAUCUGGGAUGCUUUCACCAAGGCCUUUCCGAAGACCCUGGAUCAUGCGCCUUACUCCCACGAGUUCUUCGAGGUUGCCUUCCUGGUUUUCCGCUCCGUCGCUGAAAAAUCGCCGCAAGAUUUGGUGUUCAGCCAGUAUCUCAAGGACUGGAGUCAGAUUAUGCUACGUCAUGAAACCGAAGAGUUUGUCGGUCGCGAGCUUGUGGACGACCUGAUUUUGGGUUUCUGUCGCCUGCUGAAAACAUGCCUCGAUCUGGCGAACAACACGGAGACCGCGAUAGACACUUUCGAUCUUGCUGAGCAACUUUUCGACAAGUAUCUCUUUCCUGACCUAUCGUUGCCGUCAGAUGACCCGAUUGUCCCUCAGAUCCCAGUCAUGCACACACAAACCCGCCAGGAGUUGUAUUCUAUCCUUUGUCAGCUCAGCGAGAUCGACAACAAUUAUGCUAAAUUGGUGGAUCGUCUCCUAGAUGUCAUCCCGCAGGAUUACACCUACUCUCCUUCGUGGUGCUUCGAUCGCUUCAAGCUGAUUCGCUCGCCGGAGGGCUAUGCAGGACUCAAGAACUUGUCCAAUACUUGUUACUUGAACUCUCUCCUUACCCAAUUGUUCAUGAAUGUGGGUUUCCGUGAAUUCAUGAUGCAGCUCGAGCUCGAGGAUCCAGAGACCUCACAGACCUUGCUUGAUGAGACGAAGAAGUUGUUCGCAUACAUGCAAGAGACGUGGCAAAAGAGUGUCGACUCACAGGGAUUCGUUGAUACCAUCCGCACUUACGACAACGAAGCGAUCGAUGUUACCGUUCAGAUGGACGUCGACGAGUUUUACAACCUGUUAUUUGAUCGAUGGGAGGCUCAAAUCCCGGGCCAGGAAGAGAAAAAGAAAUUCCGCUCGUUUUACGGCGGUCAGCUCGUGCAGCAGAUAAAGUCCAAGGAAUGUCCCCAUAUUUCCGAGCGUCUCGAGCCAUUCUCAGCCAUCCAGUGCGAGAUCAAGGGCAAAGCAAGCCUUGAAGAGAGCUUGCAAGCCUACGUCGAGGGAGAAAUUAUGCAGGGUGAUAACAAAUACUCUUGUACAUCCUGUGGUCGUCAUGUCGACGCAGUCAAACGAGCUUGUCUGAAAGAUGUACCUGACAACCUCAUCUUUCAUUUAAAGCGCUUUGACUUUGACAUGGUGACAAUGAUGCGAAGCAAGAUCAACGACGAGUUUAAAUUCCCUGAGCGCAUCGACAUGAGUCCUUACAAUGUCGAGUAUCUUGCCGAUCAGAGCACGGAUAUCAAAGAGGAUAUGUUCGAACUGGUAGGGGUUCUGGUACACAGCGGCACUGCCGAGUCUGGGCAUUAUUACUCUUUCAUCCGUGAGCGGCCCACGGCCGACAACAGGGGGUCAUGGGUCGAAUUCAAUGAUUCAGACGUCACGCGGUUUGAUCACGGCAAAAUCCCAGAUCAAUGCUUUGGCGGCAUCAAUGACUCUCUUGGAUCUUCUUCGAUGGGUCAAAUGCGGUUCAACAAGGCUUGGAACGCUUACAUGCUUUUCUAUCAACGCGUUUCGAGUAUGGAAUCAGCAAAAUUGACAUAUAAGCCUACAAGACCCCAUCAUUCAGUACGGGUUCAAUUGCCAAUCCCUCUUGCAAAUCACAUCACCAUGGAGAACGAACUAUUUAUACGGACAUACUGUUUGUUGGAUCCUUACCACUCGUUCUUUGUCCGGUUUAUGCUCUCCUUGCUCCGUGACUCCGAGGACCCUAGGCGUGAGGAGAGGUUGAAAUUGGACAGGCAGGUGAUCACCAUUGCUCUGGAUACCUUCGAACAAUUGUUAUCCCGAACUAGAGAGCUUUCUCAUCUCGAUACAUUUGUAGGUGAGAUACUGAAAGUCAUCGAUGAUAGUCCGCGAGCCGCUUUCAGGGUCAUGCAAUGGCUCGUGGAAAGGCCGUCGGCGGUCCGCAAUCUGAUCCUGAAGAGCCCUCAUGUGGCUGUCCGGAACAGCACGGUAAGGGUAAUUAUCUGUGCACUCUCGAAACUCCAAGAAGCUCACCGAAGAGCCGACGAUGGGAGCAAAGAAGAGGAGAGAUGGUUGAAUAGAUAUUUGGACGCCUUUGAAUCAUUGGUAAACACCCUGGACGAUCUCUGGACCAUGAUUCAUACGGUGGGCAGGUCCUGGGAUGACUACUUCGAGCUCCUACUUCUUCUCGUCAGCUUUGGCGGUGACGAGGCUGGAAUAGUCCUCAACAGCGGGUUUCUGCAGAAAUGCCUGGAGCUCGUGUGGCUUGACCACGAGGACCUGAAGCGCCUUCGCCGCCAUUAUCUGGCAUACUGUAAGCUGUUGGAGAAAGGCCGAAGGUUCUCGCAUCGGAAGAUGAUGGAUCUUCUGGCGGCGCUACUGGAACAUGUUAACCUCACCGUGCCGCCAAAUCCAGACGAUCGACGGCGGAUAUUGUCAGACGGCAGGUACACUCUCACCAUCACGGAGAGUGGUCUCGUGCGACCAUUGGGGAUGAAACAGGAAUUACUGGUUCUUCAAAAGGUUCUCCAGCAGUACAGCAGUCCUCAGGCUUGCAGAAGAAUAGUUGGUGUGUUUAUUGAUGCGGAGCCCGACGCAGGCCUUCUCGACCCCAUCUGCAGAAUGUUGGAAGAAGGGCUGAGGCUCUCCCCUGCAGAAACUUGUACUCCCUUCUUGGAGGCAACAUUGGUUUUCUGCCGUCAGAGUCCCGACAAAGACCGGGUCGCUGGUUUGAUUGAGUUUGUGUCGAAAGGGAUUGAGACCAUCAACAACAGCGGAGGGAAAGAACAUCUCACCUUCUUCACGAGCGUCAUGACCAGCAAAAAUGAGCGUAUCGGACUUGAUGAGACUUGGUUUCUGAAACAACUCAUUGACAAUAUUCCGGACUGGGCCCCUACAUUGCUUAUUUACCCUGAAAGGGCUGUGAGAAACAUGACCCUGGAAGUUUUACGCCAGACCUUGUUCAGUGUUCAAGAUGGGGUGGGUGAGAAUUGGGAAACGCAUCAGGCAGAGGUCGCCAAGCAGCUGGUGGCUGCAAGCCUUGAGAGACUUCACAAGCUGUGUCAGCAUGCAUCCAGCACUGGCGUUGACACUAAAAGUCUUGACUGCGUUCGGACGGUUAUCGACCACUGCCUUACCACAUACUUCGAUCCUAGCGACGAGGACCAAGAAGAAGUCCGUCGCGCACAUGAAUCCAUUGCAUCAUUAGAGGAGGUGUUAGCGGGCCUGCCUGAGGAGGUAGCUUCGGAAGAAUGGGAGGACAACUCCGUUAUGGCAAGCGAUUCCGAGAUGGGACCGGUAGCCUCUCCCUGAGUCCCAUGUCUCUCCGGCUUCCAAAGAAUUUGAUGUACCACAUAUGAGAGACGAAUUUACGGUCAACCUUCUUUUGUGUGCUUGUUGUGCUCUUUGCAUCUACGGCGUUCCCUUCCAGCUGAGCUUGGCUCAAUUAGACACGGGGCGUUUUCUCGUUUUCUCGUUUUUUAAACUGUUCUGGCUAAUGCUGCUUCGAUGGCUGGAUGGUUGGGUGGGAGAGGGUGUUUCUGCUGCUGUCCAUGGUCUGUGUCUGCUUUAGCCGGUUUUCAAUAGUGCUUUUGCUCUUCACUCCUUCUGUGUUGUGUGUUGUUCGAGAGUAAGAUGGCUCUGCUUUACUCCGUGUGAUGAUUCUUGUAGGGGUUGUCUGUUCGCUAUCUACCUGAUCAUCGAACGCAAUGACAG